Carlito syrichta (Philippine tarsier) is the source of this 1005-nucleotide messenger RNA. RefSeq names its product crystallin beta B1 (gene CRYBB1). NCBI's taxonomy places the organism in Eukaryota, Metazoa, Chordata, Mammalia, Primates, Tarsiidae. Gene Ontology annotation, molecular function: structural constituent of eye lens. The transcript has 6 exons. Gene Ontology annotation, biological process: visual perception; lens development in camera-type eye. Bases 43 to 801 code for a protein of 252 amino acids. The record is from RefSeq and is a predicted model, not a curated record.
CAGCAGAAAGUAGCAAGUCCCAGAUUUUUGCAGGCGGAAACCAUGUCUCAGGCUGCAAAGGCCUCGGCCUCGGCCACAGCAGCGGUGAACCCAGGGCCUGAUGCCAAGGGGAAAGGGGCCCCGCCCUCAGGAGCAGCCCCUGGCCCCGGCUCCACCCUGGCCCCAACGUCGGUGCCUCUGCCCAGCACCAAAGCAGGGGACCUGCCUUCUGGGAGCUACAGGCUGGUGGUCUUCGAACAGGAAAACUUCCAGGGCCGCCGGGUAGAAUUCUCGGCAGAGUGCUUGAACUUGGGAGACCGUGGCUUCGACCGAGUGCGCAGCCUCAUUGUCACCUCUGGACCGUGGGUGGCCUUUGAGCAGUCCAACUUCCGCGGGGAGAUGUUCAUACUGGAGAAGGGUGAGUACCCUCGCUGGGACACGUGGUCGAGCAGCUACCGCAGUGACCGGCUCAUGUCCUUCCGGCCCGUGAAGAUGGACUCCCAUGGGCACAAGAUCUCUCUGUUUGAAGGUGCCAACUUCAAAGGCAACACUGUGGAUAUCCAGGAGGACGACAUGCCCAGUCUCUGGGCCUGUGGCUUCUGUGACCGUGUGGGCAGCGUGAAGGUCUCCAGUGGAACCUGGGUCGGCUAUCAGUACCCCGGUUACCGUGGGUACCAGUACCUCCUGGAGCCUGGCGACUUCCGGCACUGGAACGAGUGGGGGGCCUUCCAGCCGCAGAUGCAGUCCUUGCGCCGCCUCCGUGACAGGCAGUGGCACCGCGAGGGCAGCUUCCCCCUCCUGGCCACCGAGCCCCCCAAGUGAGUCCGCACUGCACUCUGCUCCCUUGCCCCUCACUUCUUCAGGCUCAGUCCCUCAUCUUUCCCAGGCAAAUAAAAGUUCCUAAAGCCAAUACGUCUCCUGGGUCUGUGAACAGAUGUGUGCCUCGAGGUCCCCCACCAUUGCUGGAAUGUGACUUCCUCAGUCUUAAUAACUAACUGCAACAAUAAUAAAAAGAGCAAACACUGA